GUGAGGUGGGGCGUCUGUGUUGGGGAAUGUAUUUUAAAAGGGAUUUGUUAUAUAGUUAAAGACUUCGAGGCAAUAUUUGUGUUGGGUGAAGGAGGUGGAGAUGAUGGUCGUUCAUAGUGUUUUUAUUAUUCAUCUUGUGUCGUUCUUCGUUUUUGGUUCGAUAAGUGUAUUAUAAUGUAAUCUUACUACACCACUGGCAACAGGAUAGCGUUGAUUAAAAACAAUACUAUGAAACAAUUUAAUUUUAAAACCCGCGACUUCAAUCCCAACCGAAGAAGACAAGCGAGUCUAAUGGCGAAUUGUAGCGGGAAUUUUACGAUUUCAGAGAGGAAAGAAGAUACACGAAUCUCCGAAUUUGAUUUGCGUUAAUCAUUACACAUACCCAGAACAAGACAUACCAUUGAUUCCACCCAGAGAAUGUGAAUAAAUACGCAUUCAUUUCUCACUGGUGGCGUUCACAGUACGCAAGGUCAGUCUGUCCUUGUGCUGAGCGAGGUGGGUUCACGGUCGGACAAGUUGUGAAUACUUGAAAACAGGAGGAAUUAAAUAUCUUCUAAUAAGUGAUGAAACCAACGCCCACGUUUGACAAAAAAAAACAUAGGCAAGUGACGUAGGCCCCUCUGUGACGUCAUUCUCUCCACGUAGGCCUAUCGCUUGGUCAAGGGUUGCCCGAGACAAUCACACGAUCGCAGCGACGUCAGAAGCUUGGACAUUGGGAAUCUGUGGAUCGAGUUCUUUCCUUUUUCUCUCUCUGUCUCUCCCUUCCUCUCCCUCCCUCUCCCUUUUUCCCUCCCUCUCCCCUCUCCCUCUCCCUCUCCCUCUCCCUCUCCCUCUCCCUCUCCCUCUCCCUUCUCCUCCCUCCCUCCUUCGCUCCUCCCUCUCCCUCCCUCCCUCUUUCCCUCUCCCACUCUCUUCUCCACUUCCGCCACAACGCUGAACCGCCGCCAAUUCUACGCCAUGCUGAGUCUCCCUUCGAAAUUCCGAUGGCGCGCGGGUGUCGUCCUCGUCCUCGGCAGCAUAUUCCUGAUGCUGUCUAUCACCUUCUUCAGUGGCCCUUCGUACCCCUUUAACGUGCCUCAGCAUUACGAAGGAAGCUCGGCCAUCGGCAGGAGACAGCUCGCGCGACGUCUCCUGCAAGUCCAGAGGCAGAUCGAUAGUCUUGCGGGUAUGCAAGGUAAAGUUGAUGCGGCUUGGUCAAGGGAACUGCUGGCUGUAGCGGAGGAGAUAGACCCCCGUGUGUCGUCUGAGGAUGGAGGUCUCCCAGUUCAGGAUAAGAAGCAGCAGCGGAACAGCAGAGAGAUAGCAGCCAGCGAUAAAGCAGAGAAUGGUUCACAGCUUCCUUCAGUCAGCCCAGAAGUGGUAGUGUGCCCUGAGGUUUACUUGGGCAGAGAGGCUGAUACGAUGUACCAAAGCAAUUUCAGAACUAUUGAGUGCAUAAAUGCCUUGGCUUUUAAGGACUUAGUUACGGUAAUUCUCUCAACAAAGGGUUGGGAAGUAGAGAGGGUGAAAUUUGUUGCUAGACAAAUCCUGAAGUAUUAUGAUGUAAAUAUAUAUAUAUUAGUGUUUGGCACAAACGAAAGAAUAGAUGUUGAUAAUACUAAUAUAAAAUAUUUCUCGUCAGGAGUACUUGAGUCAAAAGCCAUAAACAGUGUUUUGUCUUACAUCAAUACGCCCUAUAUAUUUCUCGCAAGUACCCUAACUCAUUUCUCAGAACAGUCUCCCUUAGAUCGUCUGAUUAGAGUACUGGAUGAUCUUCAUCACGUGGGAGUAGCCACAGGGGCUUAUAGAGAUCUUGAGGGCCUGUGGCAUCACGGCUGCUUACAAGUGACCAUGGAAAAUUACCAGCUGUCUUAUGAGCGUGGGUAUGAACACUCAAAAGAUGAAUGCAUGUACUGUGAUGAUGCGCUUGGUCCAAUGAUAUUGAAGACUGAACUGCUGGCAAAGGUACCCAUGAAAGAGACUCUCGAGGGCUCAGUCAUGUAUAGGGAUUGGUUUUUGAAUGUUCGACUGGCUGGUUCACUUGUUGUGGCUUGCCCCGAUGUGAUGUUCUUUGUUGACACUGAACCUGUCAUGGUGCAAAAAGAUUGGCUCAGAGUGGCCCAAAUAUGGUCUCUCCAAUAUAUCCACCCAUAUGAUGGUGAGGAAUUGGAGUUUUCAUGUGAACAAGCUGAAAUUAAAUGUACCAAUCUCCUUAAAUCUGUAGCUUUGUUUCUUGUGCCUCCAUGUUGCAAGGAGAAGCUGCGUUAUGAACUUGGACUCUUCCAAGAUUGUGCUGAAGAGCUUGGAUUAUAUUACGAAUUGCAGGCUGGAAGCUUGCUAGGAGCUAUUAAAACUGAUGGCUUGCUUCCCUGGGAUUUUGAUACAGAUACUAUUACAGAUUGUAAAGAUCAGUCCAUUUGGUUAUCAGAUGGUAUGAAAUGCAUGAAGAGAAAAGGGUGUUAUUCAAAACUAAUUGCUGGUAACUAUUGGACAUCAACAUGUGAACAAAGCAUAAUAGAUAUAACAUGUAGACAUAACACCACAAUCUAUUUACCAAAAGAAUACCGUCAAAUACCAACACAGAUCAUGUUCGAUGGUAGAAAAACAUGGGUAAAGGCUAACCCAGGACGUGUAGCAAGAAACAUGUAUGGUCAUGAGUACCUGAAGCAUAUUGCGCAUUGGCGCCAUGUAAGUUUAACUGGUAUGGAUGAUGGAUCUGGAGGUGUAGGCAGUUGGAAGACCUGUAAAGAGCCAGGAUUUCAUGCGUGCCUUGAUCAUUUUCCUGUAGAUGGAAACCUAAAAUUCAAAUGGAAGAAACAAAAGAAUUGAAUUAAUAUGUGUCUUGUCAAAUGUCCUGUUAUGAAUGGUUUGAGCAUGAUUUUUUUUAUAUGUCAUAUGAAUGUGUUUCAUGCCUUACUCUUAAAUAUUACUAUGCAUCUAGUCUCUUUUGUAUGAAUUAUAUAUUUGAUGAUAUAUUUUAGAUAUGGCAUUCCAAUAUUUAUUCAUUUGGCUUUAAGGAUUAUUUGAAGUAUAUUUUUAAAACUUCCUAAGCUUUUAAUGUAGGCUAAGUGCAAACAUUUGCUGCUUAUGUAAUUUUAAAAAUUUAGGUUGUUGCCACCAUAAAGGUGCUAAUGUCAGGUGCUUAUAUUGCUAAUGGCUGUGUUGAAAACAGUGUUCCUUCUAUGCUGUGUGUUUGUAAAACUGCAUAGGCUCUGAAGUGCCACUCAUUAUAUUGAAACAUGUUUUGAUUCACCCAGGUGCAUUUCCAUGCUAUAUAUGCUGAAAUAAAUGUACACAGAAUAUUUGCAUGUUAAAAAGAAUACUGUUGGAAAAAUUGGUAAAGUUAGUUUCUUACAUAAUUGAUUGCAAAUUUUGACAAAAAAAAACCAAAUUGUUAAUAUAUUUUUAAUAUUUUGAACAGUAUAUGCAUAGUCGCAACACCUAUCAGAAGCAUAGAACUACAGCAGUAUUAUCAGAUUCAUAAAAUUGUUGAAGAAAAAGCUUUGGCAAACUCUUGUUUUACAUAAGAAAACAUUCAAAGGAUUUUACAGUCAGAGGCUAAAGGAAAUGGUAGAGUAGUGUAUUGUACUUAAUAUUAGGUAAUAUAGUAGUUUUGAUUACUAUAGGCUGUAUUUUAUUGAUUUCUCUGACAAAAAGCUUGGGAUAAAAGACUUUUAAAGAAUUCUGUAGAAUAUGAAAUAUCAUGUUUUAUAUACCAUUGCAAAGUAAUUUGCUCUAUAGUUAUCUGUCUUAAAGACAAAGUACUUGCUUAACUCAGGAAAAGGUCUGUCCAAUAUGUGUAGUGCAUCAAAGGUAAUAUGUAUGAUACGAUGAUUCACUUAACAAAAUUUAUACUAUGCAUAGAGCAAAAAAGUGUUAGUGACAAUUCGCAAUUUAAAUGUAGAUAUAAAUGCCAACACAACCUUAUAUAAUUAUUAAAUUAUCAUUUAACAUACACAAAGUUUUCACACACUUAACUACAGUAUGGUAAGUAUCCAAGCUGUUGUUAACAGUUAGAAAACUAAUGUAUGUGGCUUACAACAAGAAUGAUCUGUAUACUGCAUGUUAUGGAAAUAGUUUUGUA
This is a messenger RNA of Penaeus chinensis, 4063 nucleotides long. RefSeq lists its product as uncharacterized. Gene Ontology annotation, biological process: protein O-linked glycosylation via mannose. Gene Ontology annotation, cellular component: Golgi apparatus. Bases 958 to 2808 code for a protein of 616 amino acids. Lineage: Eukaryota; Metazoa; Arthropoda; Malacostraca; Decapoda; Penaeidae. The record is from RefSeq and is a predicted model, not a curated record. The transcript is spliced from 4 exons.